AUGUACAAUGGUCGAACAGACCCUGUGGAGCAUGUUAGCCAUUUCAAUCAGAGAAUGGCUGUACACUCCAAAAACGAGGCCUUGAUGUGCAAGGUAUUCCCAUCUAGCUUGGAACCUAUCGCGAUGAGGAUAGGAGGGUAUGAUGUGAAAAAAGUAAUGGUAGACCAGGGCAGUGGUGCAAAGAUUAUGUACCCUGACUUGUACAAAGGGCUGAACUUGAAACCUAAGGAUCUGACACCCUAUGAGUCACCUUUACUGAGUUUUGAUGGAAAAAUGAUCAAAGCAAUCAACAAUUUGCAACCACCUCGGAAUCCCAAAGAGGUCCAGAGGCUAGCAGGGAUGAUCACUGCUUUAAACCGAUUCAUCUCUCGGUCAACAGACAUGUGUAGGCCUUCCUUUCAAUUGUUGAACAAGUGGAAAGGAUCUAAGUGGACUGAGGAGUGUGUUUUGGCAUUCCAGCAGUUGAAGGAAUAUUUAUCUCAGUCACCCAUUAUGUCCAGACCGAAGAUGGAUAAGGUUUUGUUUGCCUACAUCGCCGUGGCUCCCCACGCAGUAAGCUUGGUGCUGAUACGGGUGGAUGGCAGUGUGCAGAGACCGGUUUAUUACGUGAGCAAGUCACUACAUGAGGUCGAGGUUUGUUACUUACCACUGGAGAAGGCCAUCUUGGCAGUGGUGCAUGCUACACGGAUAAUUGCAAAGUGGGGUAUGAUAUCAGUCCUAGGGGCCUUUGAUAUCAAAUACAUGCCUCGCACCUCAAUCAAGGGUCAGGUCUACGUUGAUGGUGCAACGAAUCCUAGAGAAUUUGGAGUGGGGCUAGUGAUGGUAUCCCCGGAGAGGAUCACAAUUGAGAAAUCCUUGAGAUUGGGCUUCUCGGCCACCAACAAUGAAGCUGAGUAUGAAGCUAUAUUGGCAGGGAUGACCAUGGUUCAAAAAAUGGGUGGAAAAGCAGUGGAGGUAUUCUCUGAUUCGAGGUUGGUUAUGGGCCAAGUUCAGGGAGAGUUGGAAGCCAGAGAUCUCAGGAUGCAGGAAUACUUGAGCCAGGUUAGGCAUUUACAGUCCAGGUUUGAGUAUUUCCAUUUAUCACAAGUUCCUAGAAAUAAAAAUACUCAUGCGGAUUCCCUUGCCAUAAUGGUAACAUCCUCGGCACAAAGUUUACCUCGGGUAAUCCUUGUGGAGGACUUAUGUAAACCUAUUGAGGUAGGAGCGAAUAUGGUUUGUGUUCAAAAAAUAAAGGUGGGUUCUAGCUGGAUGGAUUCUAUUGUACAAUUCCUUAAGGAAGAUGUUUUGCCCGAUGAUAAGUCCAGGCUGACAAGGUACAAAGGAAGGCUUUUCGGUUUUGGUUGUCUGAGGAUCAAAAGUUGUAUAAGAGGUCUUUUUCUGGCCUAUAUCUAUUAUGCGUACACCCUGAGGUGGUUGAGCUACUCCUGGAAGAAUUACAUGAAGGAAUUCGUGGAAGCCACAUGGGGGGCAGAUCUUUGUCUCACAGGGCCCUCACACAAGGCUAUUGGUGGCCAAAUAUGCAGAAAGAAGUACAAGACUAUGCGAAAAAAUGUGACCAAUGUCAGAGAUUUGCCCCAAACAUUCACCAACCUAGAGGAGUCCUUAAUUCUUUAUCUAGCCCUUGGCCUUUCGCUCAAUAGGGCUUGA
This is a messenger RNA of Quercus lobata, 1647 nucleotides long. RefSeq lists its product as uncharacterized. Gene Ontology annotation, molecular function: RNA-DNA hybrid ribonuclease activity; nucleic acid binding. The coding region runs from base 1 to 1647 and encodes 548 amino acids. The transcript has 5 exons. The record is from RefSeq and is a predicted model, not a curated record. Lineage: Eukaryota; Viridiplantae; Streptophyta; Magnoliopsida; Fagales; Fagaceae.